AUGGCAGACGAGGUUGUUUUGUUGGAUACAUGGGCCAGCAUGUUUGGGAUGAGGGUUAGGAUUGCAUUGGCUGAAAAGGGUGUUAAGUAUGAGUACAAGGAAGAGAAUCUCUGGAACAAGAGUCCUUUGCUUUUGCAAAUGAACCCUAUUCACAGGAAGAUUCCAGUUCUCAUCCAUAAUGGAAAACCCAUUUGUGAGUCUGCAAUAAUAGUGCAGUACAUUGAUGAGGUCUGGAAUCACAACCCUCCACUCAUGCCCUCUGACCCUUACGAGCGAGCUCAAGCCAGAUUCUGGGUGGAUUACAUUGAUAAAAAGGUGUAUGAUACUUGGAGGAAAAUGUGGCUUUCUAGUGGAGAGGAGCAUGAGACAUGGAAGAAGGAGUUGAUCUCUAUCUUUAAGCAACUAGAAGAGACACUAGGUGGCAAACCUUUUUAUGGUGGUGACACGUUUGGGUUUUUGGAUAUUGGUCUGAUCCCAUUUUAUAGCUGGUUUUAUACUUUUGAGACUCAUGGUAACUUCAAAAUGGAAGCAGAAUGUCCUAAACUGGUGGCUUGGGCCAAGAGAUGCAUGGAGAGAGAGACUGUGUCCAAAACUCUUCCUGAUGAAAAGAAGGUGCAUGAUCAUGUUCUGGGAAUGAAGAAGGCACUUGAGUCAAAAUAG
Messenger RNA from Sphenostylis stenocarpa, 660 nucleotides. Lineage: Eukaryota; Viridiplantae; Streptophyta; Magnoliopsida; Fabales; Fabaceae. The record is from the annotation of a GenBank genome assembly.